GCUGCCCUAGUACGUAAAAAGAGCACGUCUACCGUGGGCAGAUGAUUGAUAAUCCUCCAUGAGGGAACUUUUCUUGCAAUUUGAAGUCUGCCGGUCCGAGAUCUGGGAUGAUGGGACGGGAUCUUGGUCGUCGGCGAUUAGCUUUGCUGUGGCGUUUUUUUUAUCUCCUAAAUUUCGUUAGCAGAAGUGGCAGGGUUUCUGCCAGCCACACGCCACGCCGUUUCCGAUGGAAACCGCUUGCUGUGGAUAUCCCUGCACAUGACAUUCUGCAGCAAACAGGGGUAGGACGAGUGAAUCUCGCGAUGGCUUCAUUUCCAACUCAACAUCCACCGCUUCCAUUGUUUUGGAAUGAAGCGACAUUACUCUACCUACCAUAUUAACGAGUUCCAAACGGACCCAAAGGCACCGAAUAUGAAUACCUGGAGCACAUGAACACUGAACAUCGCCUUCGGUCCUCAGACAUCAAUUUUGCGAUU
This is a messenger RNA of Colletotrichum godetiae, 476 nucleotides long. RefSeq lists its product as uncharacterized. NCBI's taxonomy places the organism in Eukaryota, Fungi, Ascomycota, Sordariomycetes, Glomerellales, Glomerellaceae. The coding region runs from base 108 to 380 and encodes 90 amino acids. The transcript has a single exon. The record is from RefSeq and is a predicted model, not a curated record.